CGGGUUAGGGUGCUACCGAGUGCGGGAUGGCUAGGGAGCUUCUCCGAGCCGACGGACGAGGCUCCGCGGCUCGGCCCCUGCUGACGAAAUGGCGCCCCAAGACCGACCGGUAGCGGCACCCCCCUCCGCCAUGCGCAAGCGCGGCACCCGAAAGCGUCUCAAGUUUCGGGCCGACGACGUCUGCUUGGAGCGCGUGACCGUGGCUGACUACGCCAACUCGGACCCUGCCGUGGUGAAAUCUGGGCGCGUGAAAAAGGCGGUGGCCAAUGCGGUGCAGAAGGAAGUAAAAUCGCUCUGUGGUGUGGAAGCAUCUUGUGUACCUACUGAUGAAGUAUUAUCAGUGGUAGAGUCCUGUGGUAGUAGUGAUGAAAUGGAUUCUAAGGAUACCAAUGAUACAAUAUUGACUAGAAAAAAGAAAAGCAAAAGACAUAAAGAAAAUUUGGAUGGGAUAGUAGGCAAAGAAUAUCCUAUUGAUAUUUGGUUGAUGCUGGCAUCCUACAUACGUCCAGAAGACACUGUGAAUUUUUCUCUCAUUUGUAAAAGAGCCUGGACUGUCACUUGCACUGCUGCCUUUUGGACCAGACUUUAUAAAAGGCACUACUGCAGGAAUGCAUACCUCCCAAUCCGUUUACAGCCAGAGUCAAUAGAAAAGAUGUACUGCCUCCGUGCAUGUGUAAUUCGCUCUUUAUACCAUAUGUAUCGACCUUUUGUUUCUCGGAUAUCCAGGAAUCCAGCUAUUCCAGAGUCUACUCCAAGCACUCUAAAAAAUUCAAAAUGCCUGCUUUUCUGGGCUAAAAAGGUUGACCGGCAGUCUUCACUGUGGGAAUUCAGCUUCAAAUUCCAAAAGCAGUCUCCCAAGUUCAGGAAUAAGUGUCUGAGACGACUUCAGCCACCAGUCCGAUAUGAAGAUGUACAUGUGAACCCUGACCAAGACUGCUGCUUACUACAGAUCACUACGCUUGAUUUUAUAUAUAUUCCUAUAGUCAUGGGGAUGACAGUUACCUUGUUCACAAUAAAUGUGAGCACUGACAUGAGACAUCACAGAGUGAAAAUGGUGUUCCACGAUUCACCAGUUUGGAGUGGCAAAAAACCAAGAUUUGACCAUGGAGUUCAAGUUAUAAUGGACCCUGUACACAGUGUGCGUCUUUUUGAUUGGUGGCACCCACAGUUUCCCUCUUCACACAUUUGAAGGUUCCAACACUGUUUACAUCAUAUGAACUGGAAAUACUUCAGGAAAUCUGAUUUUAUUUGUAGACAAUAUUCUGUGCUAUCUCUAUAAACAACUAAACUUGA
Molecule: messenger RNA, 1293 nt
Organism: Varanus komodoensis (Komodo dragon)
Lineage: Eukaryota; Metazoa; Chordata; Lepidosauria; Squamata; Varanidae
Gene: TMEM183A
Product: transmembrane protein 183A
Exons: 8
Coding region: 89-1189 (366 amino acids)
Biological process (GO): regulation of protein stability
Cellular component (GO): SCF ubiquitin ligase complex
Molecular function (GO): protein binding
Source: RefSeq, a predicted model, not a curated record